Messenger RNA from Candidozyma auris, 450 nucleotides. RefSeq lists its product as uncharacterized. The transcript has a single exon. NCBI's taxonomy places the organism in Eukaryota, Fungi, Ascomycota, Pichiomycetes, Serinales, Metschnikowiaceae. The record is from RefSeq and is a predicted model, not a curated record. Bases 1 to 450 code for a protein of 149 amino acids.
AUGUCUGUUGUUCCCGAUAACUUUAAAGCUCAAAUCAACCAGGGUGUUCCCGGCAAUGUCAAGGCCAGACCAGACCCGUUGCCUGCAGGCAAGAAAAUUGCCCCCAACAAGAAGCUGCCCUGUGAGUUCGGCACCUCUUUCGAAGAAGGCGCCACAAAGACCCCUGUGAACGGGCGUGAUAGCAACACCGCAGCUGCAUUCGCCGAGGUGGAGGGUGCUUUGGGCGAAGGAGACUGGUCCAAAGCCAUCAGAGUGCUCUGGUACUUGAAGUUGAGCACCUUCAUCAACGAGGACUCUGCCAACGUGUGGGCGUACGUAGCAUUUGCAUUUGCCCACCUAGGUUUCUCCGAGCACGUUGGGUUUGCUUUGAAGAAGAUCAAGGAGGCAGGCUUGGACCAGACGGUGUUGAAGCCAGAGGUGAUGACCGAGUUGAAGAAGAUCAGCGCCUAA